Molecule: messenger RNA, 1011 nt
Organism: Indicator indicator
Lineage: Eukaryota; Metazoa; Chordata; Aves; Piciformes; Indicatoridae
Gene: KCNK1
Product: potassium two pore domain channel subfamily K member 1
Exons: 3
Coding region: 1-1011 (336 amino acids)
Biological process (GO): stabilization of membrane potential; potassium ion transmembrane transport
Cellular component (GO): membrane
Molecular function (GO): potassium ion leak channel activity
Source: RefSeq, a predicted model, not a curated record
AUGCUGCAGUCGCUGGCGGGCAGUUCCUGCGUCCGGCUGGUGGAGCAGCACCGCUCGGCUUGGUGCUUCGCCCUGCUGGUGCUGGGCUACCUGCUGUACCUGGUGUUCGGUGCUGUGGUCUUCUCCUCAGUGGAGCUGCCCUACGAGGACCUGCUGCGCCAGGAGCUGGGGAAGCUGAAGCAGCGCUUCUUGGAAGAUCACACUUGCCUUUCGGAGCAGCAGCUGGAGGAGUUCUUGAUGCGGGUGCUGGAGGCCAGCAACUACGGCGUCUCGGUGCUCAGCAACGCCUCGGGCAACUGGAACUGGGACUUCACCUCCUCUCUUUUCUUCGCCAGCACCGUUCUCUCCACCACGGGUUAUGGACACACAGUGCCUUUGUCUGAUGGAGGAAAGGCCUUCUGCAUCAUCUACUCAGUCAUUGGGAUUCCCUUUACGCUGCUCUUCCUGACAGCAGUGGUACAGCGCAUCAUUGUGUAUGUCACCAGGCGGCCUGUACUGUAUUUCCACAUUCGCUGGGGCUUCUCCAAGCAAGUUGUUGCAAUCAUCCAUGCUGUAGUCCUUGGGUUCAUCACUGUCUCAUGCUUCUUCUUAAUCCCAGCAGCAAUAUUUUCUGUUCUGGAAGAUAACUGGAAUUUUUUGGAAUCGUUUUACUUCUGUUUCAUUUCCCUGAGCACCAUUGGCCUUGGAGACUAUGUGCCAGGAGAAGGCUACAAUCAAAAAUUCCGAGAGCUGUAUAAAAUUGGAAUUACAUGUUAUCUGUUGCUGGGCCUCAUUGCAAUGCUGGUGGUUCUUGAGACUUUCUGUGAACUCCAUGAGCUCAAAAAGUUUAGGAAGUUGUUUUAUGUGAAGAAGGACAAAGAAGAGGACCAAGAGCAAAUAAUGGAACAUGACCAGCUCUCCUUCUCUUCCAUCUCAGACCAAGCAUCCUCAAUGAAGGAUGAUCAGAAAGCAAAUGAGCCUUUUGUGACUUCUCAGUCCCCAACUUCCAAUGACAGCUCUCUAAACAAUUAA